CGGCUCGUCAUAUCAAUUUGUACUGUUGUACAUAUCUAAGCCAAAAAGAAUAAAAAUUAGUUAUAAUCAUAUGUGAUCAAGAGAAGGCCACGACAAGUAUAGGCCCAUUAAUGGGUCCAUAAGUACCCACUUUCAUUACAGAACAACACUUUCCUGCCGAAAAGAGAGAGAGAAAACAAAACAAAAAAUGGCUACCCGAAAAGCUCUGAUCAACGUUCACCGGAUCAUUCGCUCCACCGCCGUGGUUGGCCGGAGCUCUAUCAUUCCUGCCGCCGCUAACCGGUCAUAUCCUAUUAUAUUCCGGAAUGGAGUUGAUUUGGGGGCGAGAUUCUUCUGUGAGAACACUGCGUCUGCCCAGAAUUUCGAUAUUGAUCUCUCUAACGAAGAGAAUAAGAGAAGAACGAUCAACAGAUUGUUGUAUAGGAGCAAGCAAAGAGGGUUUUUGGAACUUGAUCUUGUUUUGGGGAAUUGGGUUGAGGAGAAUGUUAAUUCCAUGGACGAAAAUGGUGUUAAAUCCCUAAUUCAUGUCCUCAAUUUGGUAGAAUCUGAAGCUACCAAAUUACUUGUAUGGAGGAGUUGUUUAACCAGAUUGAGGUUGUUUCUGUGAUGUGAUCUAAUCUCGAAAUGAUCCAUACAAGUAAUUUGGUUGGUGAAAACUUUAUUAUGUUCAUAGUGACGUCAAAAGGUGUAAUCAGGAAUUUGUUAGAUUAUUGCAUUCAAUCUUUUUUUGUUCUAUGCAGGAAAACCCUGAUCUCUGGAAAUGGCUAACUGAACAGGAACAGCCUCCGGAAGCAGUGAGUUCAAAUCCGGUGUUCUCGGCGUUACACGAGAAAGUCAUGAAGAAUCUGAACAAGCAUGCAGCGCCAGAGACUCGUGCAGCGGCUGGACAGCCCUGGGUCAGAGGAUGGGACGAUUUCAAGAGAGGCCGUGAUGCUCCCAUUUCAGGGAAUCAGUAAACAUAAACUCCUCUUUUCAAAAAGUAUCAAAGUGAAAAUAAGUUAUGAUAUGAAAAUAGAUACCAAGUAGUAGCAACCAUUACUUUACUAUUGUAUUAAUAAAGAACCAGGCCGUGAAGAAGGUCCAUGGCGUUGAGAUAAUUACAGUGUUGUGUCUUGUUUGUUGAAGUUUCCAAGCUAAUAUUUGGUGUUACUAGAUUUUGCCUAGUUUUGGAUAAAAUGUUGUCCAAAUUUAAAGAGAUAAGAUGGUAAGAUAUCUGUCAAAAGAUAUUAUGGUUUACAUUUGUCACAGUCACCAAACCAAGAUUGAAUUUGGUCAUUUUUA
Arabidopsis thaliana (thale cress) is the source of this 1281-nucleotide messenger RNA. It is a transcript of the gene SDHAF2, whose product is annotated as succinate dehydrogenase assembly factor. The transcript is spliced from 5 exons. Bases 188 to 607 code for a protein of 139 amino acids. Lineage: Eukaryota; Viridiplantae; Streptophyta; Magnoliopsida; Brassicales; Brassicaceae. Gene Ontology annotation, cellular component: mitochondrion. The record is from RefSeq and is marked reviewed.